CUUCAGUGCAGAAACAGCAGCAGACUGUUGGAGGAUCAGGUGAUAUCGGACUCUUUAUUGUAUUGAAUUAGAUCCAGUGCAGAGACAUUGUGAUAUAAAGUAUAAAGUGAAGACAGGAUUCUCUGUAGGUGAAUAAUGGAAGGGUGGGUAGAGUUUCUUCUGUUCUCCAGUAAAGAGGAGCAGCAGAAGAUCUAGUUCUGAUCAGCAGCAGCUCCACACCUCUGUACUCAGACUGCUCUGCUGGAGGAACACAAUCAGCUCACCUGCUGCAGAAACCACAAAUAUGUUGAGGUGCUGAACAACAGGAACAACAUGGCAUCCAGAGAAGUUUUCAGUUCUCAAGAUACGUCCUCUCCAAACAGUACAGACAAGAAGAAAACCCUCUACUGUUCAGACUGUGGGAAGAGUUUUAUUCGGCAGGGUUCACUCCGUCGCCACCAGCUUGUUCACACAGAAAUAAAGCGCUACCACUGCUCAAAGUGUGGGAAGGGUUUUAUGCAUCAGAGUCACGUCCAAAAACACCAGCGCAUUCACACAGCAGAGAAACCGUAUCACUGUUCAGACUGUGGGAAGAGUUUUACAAGAGAGAGUCUUCUCAAAACGCACCAGCACGUUCACACUGGCAUCAAACCGUACUUCUGCUCAGACUGUGGGAAGAAUUUUAAUCAUAGUAGUAAUCUCCAGAAACAUCAGCUCAUUCACACUGGAGAGAAACCGUAUCACUGCUCAGACUGUGGGAAAAGUUUUAAUCAUCAGAGUAAUCUCCAACAGCACCAGCGCAUUCACACUGGAAUAAAACCAUACCACUGCUUAGAGUGUGGCAAGACCUUUUCACAAGAGAGUAAUCUACUGCAACACCAGCGUGUGCACAGUGGAGACAAGCCGUAUCACUGCUCAGACUGUGGGAAGAGUUUUAAUCAUCAGAGUCAUCUUCUUCAGCACCAGCGCAUUCACACUGGAGAGAAACCGUAUUACUGCUCAGACUGCGGAAAAAGCUUCAGGCAUUCGAGCACGCUGAAAAAACACAAGUGUAUUAAGAGCAGCCAUGAAAAUUGUCAGUGAUGUAGAGGGUUUUCUGCAGAAAAUCAAUUAGUGAAGGUGGAGCCUUUGGUUUGGUGGUGCGGCUAGUGAUUCAAGGUUUCUUGUUGGACAAUAAGCACGUUCCUGAUGGUAACAAAUACAGUAAUAUAUUGUUGUCAAGGCAGCUGCCCUAACUAUAAAGAGCUGCUGAAAACACUGAAGUACCUAAAACUAUCAACGUUUCUAAAAUAUGAGAACUUUUGAUUCUUAAAAUGCUUGGUGUUUUUUUUUAUAGAUUAUAUAAUUGUGUUUGGUUAAUGCCAAGUCAACUCUAAUGCCCAUACAAUUGAGAUUAAGCUCUUCUAUUUUAGAUUAUAAAGUAUAGUAUUGUUCUCCAGUCUGUUACUAGAGCCAAUCACUGAUUCAUUUCACAUGUGUGUGAUUAAGCUCACUAUUUAAACCCUAGGUCUGUUUGAAAUGGUUUGCUCAUUAACUAGUCGGUUCAUUAUGUAGUGCUAAAUGCUAUAGAUUGAAUAGUUAUAGAGUGACUUAAACAACAAACCAUCUUUUUGCUGUUCCGAAAACAUCUGAAAUUCUAGCGUACCGUAUUUUUUGUUCUAUAAAAGGUGCACUUACAAUCCUUUAAUUUUCAUAACAAUCGACAGUGCGCCUUAUAAUCCAGUGCACCUUUUGUAUGAAUUUUACCAGUCAGGUUUUAAGUAUAGCAUUAUAAAAGGAGUUUCCGUGAAGUGUUUCCAGCACCAAGGCUGGAGCAGUAUUAGCAUUAACUGUUAACCGCAGCGCUAGCUCUUUCGACAUUCAGAGGUGAGUAUAGUCUGGACUGUAUUCUGCGUUUACUGUGUUAAAACAAGCUGCGUGGGAUGAACCACUAGCUGAUAGGAACCCUGAGAGUUUCAGUAAGUGUAGUGCUGUCAGGAGACCUUUACUCACCCAAAAGUGCAGUUUUGUUAAAGAGAUAAAUCUGUGUAGAUUGCCUUUAAAAUAUUUUUUUUUAGACUCAGUUUUGUUUACUUACUUAAAUUAGAAGAGAAACAUGGAAACAGCCUUAUCCUGACUACUGUCACUUAAAAUGCACCGUAUGUGUAAAAACAGACCAGAAAAUAGAUAUUCAUUGAUAGUGUCCUUAUAAUAUGGAGCGCCGUGUAGUCUGUAAAAUACAGUACAUUGUCUGAUGCAUUAUGGGUGUUUGAUAGUGAACUAUAUAGGGAGUGAAAAGUACUGUAGAUUUUUUAAAACAGUACUAUAAAAUGGGUGACACCAUACAGUAUAGUGCACUUUUUCUGUAAUAGGGUGCAAUUGCCAACAGCUUUAUAGAGCUGCAAAGUAGUAAAUGCAAAUCUGAUUGUACAUGGAGUGUCAUUCCUGUCUGUAUUGUUCUGGUUAUGAUCCUUUCUGUUUCUAUUCUGUUUACUCGUUAUUGGUGGUGUAAGGGUACAUGUAUUCUUUAUGGUUUCAGGUUGCGUUGCACAGAGAAUACAUGGUACAUACAUGUAAGCUGUAGGAACAUGUGGAAAGCAGCAAACAUGAUGCAGAACCAAAGCCCACAGCAGCAAGGGUUCAAUCCUUAAACGGCAUCUGGCAACAGGAAGUGAUACCCACUGGCACCUGCCAUUCAACCGGUGGCAACAGGAAGUGACACCAUUGGCACCUGGCAUUUGGCUGGUGGCACUGGCCACUAAUACUAGUGGCUAGUGGCAUCUGCCAUUCAGAACCCAAUACGUGCCACUUAGUAAAGACACUUGGCACAGGUCCUGUGACUAAACUAGUGGCUUUGCACACAUCCAUACUCGAUGGGAGAUUGAUUUAAGGACUUUGAAGGAAGUUUACACAUUUGUUUAGGAUUUCAAUGGACAGCUAUUGGGCUCUUUUGGUCUGUGGCAACCUGAUUUAAUAGGAACGUACCGUUACGUAGUUAUGCACACUGAUGUUUUCAGUUAUUUUGUCCUAUUUGUUGUUUGCUUCACAAUUAAAAAAAAUGUUAAAUGUUGAAAGCUGUAUGCAUGGUCUGUAAAUUAAAUGAUGCAGACCCUCAAAUAUUCCCUUUGAAUUCCAGGUUGUGAGGUAACAAAAUGUGAAAAAUGUAAAGGGGGGUGAAUACUUUCGCAAGGCACUGUAUAUACACAUACACAAA
Messenger RNA from Astyanax mexicanus (Mexican tetra), 3172 nucleotides. Its product is annotated as gastrula zinc finger protein XlCGF7.1. The transcript is spliced from 2 exons. Gene Ontology annotation, biological process: negative regulation of transcription by RNA polymerase II; regulation of immune system process; regulation of cytokine production. Bases 313 to 1062 code for a protein of 249 amino acids. Lineage: Eukaryota; Metazoa; Chordata; Actinopteri; Characiformes; Acestrorhamphidae. The record is from RefSeq and is a predicted model, not a curated record.